UCGAACCAAGAACAAAUGUGUACGGUCAGUGUUCGCAUCGUUGUAAUAAUCCCAAAACUUUAACAAGAGAGAGCCCUAAUCUGAAAAGGCCCAAUUUCGAUCGAAGAAGAAUCGGCUCGCCUUCGUUCCCUUCCUCCGAUCGAUCCGGUGAAUGUGCUGUGUUGUGCCGGCGCGGAUGUCUUAGUCCUAUUGUUGACAGAGACGCGCCGCUCAAAUCCUGAAGAAGAAUAAGAAGAAGACCGGUGGAGAUGAGUAAGCUAUUGGACUUUGCGAGAAAAACCAUGUUCUAUGUUAGGGUGCUGUCGGGAUAUGAACAGCGCAGAAUCCGAUCUUACAGAUUGCAGCUCCAGCAGCGCCUCCAGCAGGCACAAGCAAAGAAAGAUGUGCUCAAAAAAGUUCCCGAGCAAAUAAUUCUGUCAGAAGUACGGAAGAUGGUCGAGGAUAUGCAGACUUUGAAUAAAAAAUUGGAGGAAACAGAGGCAGCAAUUGAGGAAUACUUCAAACCACUCGACAAGGAAGCAGAAAUUAUUAUGAAGAUGCAGCUCGAUGGUGAGGAACAAACAAUGAAGGAGAUGAUGGCGACGAUGCAAAGGCAAGCUUUAAUCGAGAAAGCUGAAGCAGAAAAAAUUUCAAAUUCGUCAAAAGCAGGUGGAAAGAUUUUAAAUUCACAAGAAGCUAAGCUGGAUCAACAUAAUCCGGAGCCAGAAGUUGCUGAGAAGACUGCUCAAAUGUGACGAACCUUUUGUGCGGUUUGUAUAAUUUAUUUUUUGGUGAGCACAUUAAAGGUGAGAUUCUUGCGGCCUCAUCUAUCAAAUUAGAUCUGGUAAUUUGCCUGCUGUUCGAAGCCGAGAAUCGAAUAUUGGCAGCUGAAAGGAGGAUAAUACUAUGUAGCAUGGAUUGGUUUUUGAAAUAACACAUUUCAGUGCGAGGAGAGGCUUUUUGAAGGUCUUCUAGUAAGCCAUGUUUUUAAUUCCAGCAGUUUAUAGACACAUUUUAGGGUUGUGUGACAUUAUUAGUCUAAAUAAUGGAAAAAAAAAGUUUAUUCUA
Andrographis paniculata is the source of this 1047-nucleotide messenger RNA. RefSeq lists its product as uncharacterized. NCBI's taxonomy places the organism in Eukaryota, Viridiplantae, Streptophyta, Magnoliopsida, Lamiales, Acanthaceae. Bases 249 to 734 code for a protein of 161 amino acids. The transcript is spliced from 3 exons. The record is from RefSeq and is a predicted model, not a curated record.